CGCCAUGAUGAGCUUUCAUGAAACUUCUUCUCCAUCCUCGGUGAGGAACGCAGAUGAUGCGUCGAACACUGCCACUAUCAUAGCUGUUCUGGUGCAGGUCAUCAUAUGCAUAUGGACCAUUUCAGCAAAUGGUCUAGUCUUACUGACAGUGUUCAGGUCUCGACAACUUAGGAGCGUUAUGACGUCAUUCCUCAUCAGUUUAGCAGCCGCGGAUUUCCUUCUAGGAGUUGGGAUGAUCUUAAGUAUAACCAUUACAUUAUGGGCCACACCCUUCUGGCCUUGUCUAGUCACGUACAGUAUCCUGAUUGGACAGUGCGUCGCGAGCGUUUGGAGUCUAAUGGGCGUGGCCGUUGACCGAUAUCUUCACAUCGUUGGCAACAAAUUAAAAUGGCGUAUCACUGAAACCUUCGCUCAGGUAUCUAUUAUGAUGGUGUGGAUUGCAUCGUUCAUAACCGCGAUCGUACCUCUUCUUUUACACUUGAACUCAACAGGUCGAUUUGAAGAGGGGAAAACUUGCUUUGACUUUACAGCUCUAUUUCCUAAGCUUUACCUAGAGUUUGUCUUCUACGGGCAUGAGUGUGUGCCAGUGUUGUUCAUGGGGAUCAUUUACUUCCGUAUUAUCAUCAUCCUUCUGCAAAGAGUUCGGUGUGUCAGUUCUGUAGGUGAAUCCUCAGUUAAUGAAAACAACGUCAUCAAAUCUAGGAAGGAGCUCAGGGUCAUCAUCAAACUUGUAUUUUCACUCACAGUCUUCAAUAUGUGCACGUUCCCCAUGGUGAUUGGUAUUCUUCUUGAGAUUUACAACCCGAACUUCACCCUCCCAACGCUCACUCGACUCACCAUGGUUGCUCUCAUCUACUUAAACAGUGCCAUUAACCCACUACAUUUCUGGUUCUUCAAUGUGCCGUUUCGCAGGAGCUGCGGACGUCUUUUACGCAACGGAAGUAGGAUGCUCACGUCGUGCGCGUGUUUCCCUCGCCCUCCCACUAGGGUUUACAGCAUAAAUCCAAGUCGUCGGGGGAUUGAAACACUGCCAAGUCCUACUGCCUUACCAACUAUCAAUCUAACUACGUAUCACUGUGAUGAAAAGGGUUGUAAAAGGACACACCAUCAUGAGAAUAUACACCACCAUGAGAACAUAGUCAAUUUCCCUUCGACGUGUGACAAUGUUGAGAAUAAAGAUACAUGUUCCAUUAAAGAGUUUAAAAAAAACCCAGAAUUACCAGGAAUGGUUCGAAUUGACGUAGACAUCACAAAAUCAGAAGAAUCUACUGGAUCGUGAUAAUUUUUCCACAUACCUAUACCCUUUUCAAAUUGUUUAAACAGUUUCUUUGCCAUAAGAGUAUAAGAAGACUAAAAUCUGAAUUAUGUAUUUCGAAAUAAUUAUCCUUAAUGUAGGCUACAAGAUUAUUUAAAGCAAAAAUCACGCUAAAAAGCCUUUCUCUCAGGUUUCAAAAACACUUGACUGAAAUUGAGGAUAAGCGAAUACUAGGUCAAUGAUACACAUACGUCUGGACCGAGACCGGCGUCGAUGGCGGCUCGACUUAUCAUGGGCAGAAAUCUCUCCUCAAAGGUGUGUGUGUGGGGAAGGGGGGGGGGGGGACACAACUGAGAUUUCCAUUGUUCUUAUGCAAACACACACACACACAUACAUAUAUAUAUGUCACUUCUUCGCUUUAUUCUUAUAAGACAAAAUAGAUAUAUAAUAUUGAAAACUGCGAACGCGAAGCACGAGCUAUUU
Molecule: messenger RNA, 1738 nt
Organism: Lytechinus variegatus (green sea urchin)
Lineage: Eukaryota; Metazoa; Echinodermata; Echinoidea; Temnopleuroida; Toxopneustidae
Product: adenosine receptor A1-like
Exons: 1
Coding region: 5-1279 (424 amino acids)
Biological process (GO): G protein-coupled receptor signaling pathway
Cellular component (GO): membrane
Molecular function (GO): G protein-coupled receptor activity
Source: RefSeq, a predicted model, not a curated record